Messenger RNA from Siniperca chuatsi (mandarin fish), 1833 nucleotides. RefSeq names its product ADP-ribosylation factor-like 16 (gene arl16). The transcript is spliced from 5 exons. Bases 7 to 597 code for a protein of 196 amino acids. The record is from RefSeq and is a predicted model, not a curated record. Gene Ontology annotation, molecular function: GTP binding; GTPase activity. Lineage: Eukaryota; Metazoa; Chordata; Actinopteri; Centrarchiformes; Sinipercidae.
GUCGCCAUGGUGCCUAAUGAAGCUACAUCGGCUAUAUUGGCUUCGCUAUGCUUCUGCUGGAAAACCGAUAUGAGUAGCAAUGAAAUUUGUCUGCUUCUUGGAGCAACUGGCGUCGGAAAAACGUUGUUGCUGAAACGGCUACAAAAGCUCAGUUUGCAUGGAUUAGGUGAACUGGAGGCACCCCCUUCUACUCUGCCUACAGUAGGAACCAACCUGACAGACCUGACACUGAAGAAGAAGAAGGUGACAUUAAGAGAGCUUGGAGGCUGCAUGGGCCCUAUAUGGCCGAGUUACUUCAAAGACUGCUCCUCUGUCAUUUUCAUGGUGGACUCAGCCAACAUCGUUCAGAUAUCCUCUUCCUGUAUCCAGCUGCUGUCAGUACUGUCUGCUGAGCCUCUGCACAGUGCCUCUGUGCUUAUUCUCUUCAAUAAGAGGGACAUGCCUUGCACCAUGAGUCUUACAGAGAUAAAGUCGCUGCUCAGGAUGGAUGACAUCAUUGCAUCUGCUACUCAGCCAAUCACAACACUGGAACUCAGUGCCCGCUCUGGACAGGGACUUCAGGAGGUGUUGAGCUGGCUGGAGUCCAUCAUCAAGUGAACUAUCAUCAGUUUGUUCUUUAUAAAAAGUGAUGCUACUCUCACAGGACUUUGAAUGAUGACAGAGAUAUCAGUAUCCUCGCUGUGCAAAUCCUGUUUACAUACCAUUUUUAAGAGGAUUUAAUGAUGUGUUUAGUGGUGGACUCACCACUGAAAAAGGGGCAAAACAUAUGACAAGAAAAACUGUUAAUGUUGUGUCUUUGGCACCAUAUAAAUAUGGUGACUAUUCAGAAAGGGGAAGGAGAUGUAUUAGUAAUAUCAUGGCAGGAUGGAAAGAUUGUAUGGUUGGCCAUUUUAACAUUUGUUAAAUCAACACUACUGUAGGUCUUACCUGCAGUACCUGCAGUUAACAAUUAGUUAUACUGGUCACUUUUACUAAUUCAAUUCCAGACAGAUAAACAGUGAACUGCAGGGAUUCAUGACUGCCUGUAGUGUGACCAUAGGACUUGCGUGUUUUCGUAACAUUGGAGGAAACCUCCUGCUACUCUAAGUACUAGUUUUAUUCUGAAAUAAAAUAAGCUCUUGCACAGUUUUAAUUACUAGUUAAGUGUGAGAAACACAUGUUAUAAGAGCUUGGCUUGUCAGAGCGAUUGAUGUAAGUGAUGCAGCAUAAUAGUAAUGAGUCAUUACCAGCAGGAGGCAUAAAAUGCACAACAAAUACUGUAACCGGUAUUGGGUGUGUGUCUGAGUUAUGAUGAUUUCAUAUUAAAUGUGUUGAUAUCACAGGAAAUGAGAAAAUACAAAACAAUAAAACCAGCUGAAGAAUGAAGCAGCAUUCUAAUUAUCCCCUUAUAUUUGAUGAGUCAGUGGUUCACAAGCAAUGAAUAAAACUCAUGAUUUAUACAUUUUCUAAUGUUGCCUUGCUUAUAGUAAAUUCAGAAGCACUUACAGCCCUCCCCAACUAUAACUUCAUUCAGUUAACCCCAGCAAUUCAUUUCACUAUAUUGAAAUCAUGUAUACACCGAUGUUUCUCUUCAGUUCUGGUCCAACAGAAGCCCCACAAAGUUAACCAUGUUGAUGAAGCAACAUUUCAAGAACUGGACAGUUCUCAAACUCUUGUCUCUUAUCGGUAAUCUAUUUUUUUCCAGAGCUGGAGUAUAAUGACAGCAGAAGUGGCCAGCUAAGCCAAUCACACAAACAGCUGAGCAGGAGACUUGUUGACUACUUGAAAAGCUGUAAUACAUUUGCCUGGUAAUUAUGGCUAAGUGAAGAGACAAUAAAAUAUUAUCAAACUGUG